This is a messenger RNA of Poeciliopsis prolifica (blackstripe livebearer), 5171 nucleotides long. RefSeq names its product CAP-Gly domain-containing linker protein 4-like. Gene Ontology annotation, biological process: cytoplasmic microtubule organization. Gene Ontology annotation, cellular component: nucleus; microtubule plus-end; cytoplasm. Gene Ontology annotation, molecular function: microtubule plus-end binding. Bases 485 to 2761 code for a protein of 758 amino acids. The transcript has 16 exons. Lineage: Eukaryota; Metazoa; Chordata; Actinopteri; Cyprinodontiformes; Poeciliidae. The record is from RefSeq and is a predicted model, not a curated record.
AAACAAUUGUGUAACAGACACAAUUAUUAAAUAGUUUUUUUCCUUUGGAAGCCUCAGCAGACUGCAUACUUGCUAUAACCAGGAUGUAGAAAGGCCUUUAUUGUGACAGACGGCACUAACCACCUCCGCUGCCCUAUUGGACCGUGUUUAUUUGCACUUUCACCCUUCAGUCACAUUCUCUAUAGUGUGGGUCUGUGAUGUCUGGCAAAUCAGACGAGUUGGCAGUAAGGUCAGUGGUGCACAUGUGAGAGUGAAACUCCAUCUUGGGAGAUCAGAGGUGAGACCACUGUGGCUUUAAAGUGCACAGACUGUAAAUAGCAACUGGACCUGGUAGUCAGAGGAUCAACAAGGUGUAAAUGGAAAGAGUGAGUUUGUUAUCUGAGAUUGUAGUGACCAAAGCGAGUUUACUUGAAGUUAUUUUUGGAAGGAUUUGGACCCAGUCUGUGUCUUUUGAUUUUUAGCCUGUCUCCACUGAGAGGCUCUCAUGGAGAUCAUCAAGAAAGGGGAUAAUGGAAAAGAAAACACCCCAGGCUCUGCAGGGGAGAUGACAAAGGAGGAUGUUUCAGAGCCAGCUGAAGGAGAUGCUGUCCUGGGCUGCUUCACAAGAAAUGCUCCCCACCAGCGGGCAGUUAUCCACCAGGUGGCUUCUGCACCCAUGCCCAGUGACUGUGAGUUUUCCUUCUUUAACCCAUCUGAACCGCAGUGCAGAGAAAUUCUUCAGGAUCCCAACACCACCAUACCUGAGCUGUUUGCUGUCCUCAGGCAAUGGGUGCCUCAGGUUCAGAAAAACAUUGAUGUCAUUGGCAUUGAGAUCCUGAAGAGAGGUUGUGGUGUGAAUGACCGAGAUGGAUUGACCGAUAUGAGCCUUCUGCAUUACUGUUGUAAGGCUGGGGCUCCUGGAAUUGGCGAUGCAGAAACGGCAGCUAGUUUUGCCCGUCAGCUCCUCGCCUUGGGUGCUGAUCCCAACCUUCGUUCACGCUGGACUAACAUGAGGGCGCUGCAUUACGCUGCCUACUUUGACGUUCCCCAACUGGUUGGUGUGGUGCUGCAGGCCUCUCCACCUGGAGAGGUAGAUGCCACUUGCAGUGACUUUGAGUUUGGCACAGCUCUGCACAUUGCUGCAUCCAACUUGUGCACGUCUGCUGUCAAACGUCUCCUGGAGUUGGGAGCUAAUCCAGCUUUCAGGAAUGACAAAGGACAGUGUCCAGCAGAUGUUGUACCUGAUCCACUGGACAUGCCCUUGGAGAUGGCAGAUGCUGCCGCCAUGGCCAAAGAGCUCCGGACUCUGCUGAGGCAGGCUUUACCAAGACCCAGCUCCCCGUCACCCCUCACAUUACAAGGCCAGGUCAUCCCUGCUGUCUCUGAUAAGGCCAGGAUGCAGCUCGCAUCCAUGGGAAUCCGACUUGGGGAUCGCGUGGUGAUUGCUGGACAGAAGCAGGUUGGGACGUUAAGGUUCUGCGGCAGCACAGAGUUCUCUGGAGGCCUGUGGGCCGGAGUGGAGCUAGAUAAACCAGAGGGGAAGAAUGAUGGCUGCGUAGCAGGGGUUCAGUAUUUCACCUGUCGACUCAAACAUGGAAUUUUUGCUCCCUUGUCCAAGAUAAGUAGACCCUUGGAAAAACAUAAAUCGAGCUCUACAAAGCCUCCUCUGCGCCCUCCUCGUCGCAUUGACGUGUCCCGCGUUACGUCCAAGAUUAACACAGGUUUAUCAUCCUCUGUUAAAGAAACACCUGACAGUGAAAAGCAUCCACCAUGUCCCAGUCAAAGCACAGAGGACAACACCUCAGUCAAUAACACAGGUAUUCUUUCUCGCUCCCUUUCGUCUUCAUCAUCUUCGUUGGACUCUCGUCAUGGGUCAGGUGGCCGACCUCGUCCGUUGCCUAGGCAGCGCCUCCUUGCCAGGCAGCGAAAGGAGAACAUCUCCCCUGGUCCCAGGAUGACGCCAUCACCUGCACUCCACUCCUCGUUCCGCUCCUCAGGUCCUUCGGCUGCAGGUUUCAGAAGUAGAACCUCCUCAGGAAGCAGCUUGUUGAAUGACGGCUCUGAGGUUCGACAAGGGGAAAGGGUGCUGGUGGCGGGACAGAGAACUGGUGUAGUUCAGUUCUGUGGGAAAACCAGCUUUGCUCCUGGUAUCUGGUUCGGCAUUGAACUGGACAAGCCAAAUGGCAAAAAUGAUGGCUCAGUGGGAGGCGUAAGAUACUUCAGCUGCCCUCCAAAACAUGGAGUCUUUGCUCCUCCUUCUCGUGUUCAAAGGAUCCACGGUUCCGUCGACUGCCUUUCAGAGCUCACCACAUCACGACUCAGUCAUCCAGUCAGCGGGACAAUUCGUCGCAGCUUCAGCACAUCAUCAGCCAUCGCCACACCAAAAGAGGGGAACAGGAGGAGCCCGGUUUCCAGAAGUCGCUCUACCCCUCACCGACGUCGCUGGAGCACCCUCAGUGGCAGCAGUGGAGGACUUCCUGGAAGCAUGGCAGGAUCAAGUCUGUCAUCCUGCUCUGACGGCCAGGUGCGCCUUCAUGUGGGCAUGCAGGUCUUCCUGACCAGCGCCAACGAGAUGGCGUUCGUCCGCUUCUUGGGAACCACAGACUUUGCCUCCGGGCUCUGGCUGGGGCUGGAGCUUCGAAGCCCAAAGGGGAAGAACGACGGGUCUGUGGGCGGCCACCGCUACUUUACAUGUCGGCCCGGCUAUGGCGUGCUGGUCCGACCCAGCCGUGUCACCUACCGUGGCAUCAACGGUUCCCACCUGGUGAAUGAGAAAAGCUGAGAUCUGUUGAAAACUGGGGGUGUGUUGGAUGCAAAGAUCUUUGAACUUUUUGCAUUUCUAACUUUUUGCAUUCUCUGUGUUGCAGAACUUGGAGCUAAAUAAAUAACUGCUUAUUAGUAUUUAAGGUCUAGAGGCAAAAAGCACUUUAUAAAGUUAAAGAUAAAUUUGCUUUUCAUUAAUCUCUCUGCACUACUUAAUCUGAUUGCACCGACUCGCCUGGUCGUCAUAGAAUAAGAUUAAAUUGGGUGUUUGCGAAACAUCUUUUAAAACAGAGCUCAUUUUGAUCACAUCUUCAUUGACUUUAUCAAAUAAUUAUGAUUUAAUCAAGGCUGUUUAUGUGUUAAUGUGAGUGCAUGUCAGUCAAGAGCAUGUUGGAACAGGAGAUUAUGCAACAGGGUCAUAAUGUAUGUGAUGUCAAAGUUAUUAUUGGUUAUUAUGAUUAAAAUGUUUAUCAGGAUACAGCUACAUUAACAGCAUUUAUUCUAUAGACUGUUAUUUUGCCUCAGAUAAAUUAUUCUGUUUGGUGUCAGUUUGCAUAUUUAACCUGGUUAGGUAUGGUUGGUAAUAAUGUGACUAAAAAUAUUUUUAUUUGAAAUCUUUAAUAUUUUUUUAUGCCCUAAUGUGUGGUCAGUAGAGUCACCACUGAAAGAAGAGAGUCGAGCCAUUUAAAACCGGAAAGUUGACAUUAAUAAAUCCCAUAUAAACAAACAUUCAGCUGAGGUAUUGGGUAAUUAUAAAAUAAAUAAAUGUCCACUAAUCUGGCCUGAACGCCCAAAGUUCAUUGAAACCUUGUGGUUGCAGGGAAUCAUGAAUCCUGUGAAAUAAUUGAAAAAGAUGAGACAAAUGCUGCUUUUCAACAAAAUUAACCAAUUUUAGUUAAUUGGCAGACUAAAAUGUACUUGUACGUCCCAGUAAGAAAACCAGCCCACAACAUCAUAGUUCCUUCAUUUCCACGUGUUCUUUGUAUCACACUAUACAGAAAAAUAAAACGCACACACACACUCACACACACACACACACACACACACACUUGUUCAUUAAAUAAUCAACCUCGGAAAACAAAAUCAUAAAGUACUAAUUUAAAAUCUUUUAAGGAUACUUAUUAACUUUCAAACAAGAUUGAGAUUGUCCUGUUUUUAUUUUAAUGCUUCUUGAACAUCCUUAGUGGUGCUGGUGUUCGUCAUACUGAGGUGUUUUUCUCGAGGAUCAGGUUUCUGAAACAAAGUUGGAGAAAGAAAUUCAGUGAGUAGGAUUUCCUCCUGGUGCAAAUCCAUUCCCUUAAUGAAAUUCUGUCUGUACCCUCCAAGGUCGAGUUCGAAUGGAUCUUCAUCAUUGCAGGGAUGUUUUUUGCAAGCAGGCUGCAAGCCCUUCUGCUCAUACAAGGCAAGAGCGUAUUUCUAUCAAAACAAAAGUUUCUCAAGUUGUAACAUACCUUUCCUGCCUUUAUAUGUUUGAUAAUGCAUAAACAUAGUUAAGAAAACAUUUAAGCACAGAAUAUAUAGGAAAUAGUUAAAAACAUACAGUAACCACACAUUAUAAAAGCACAUCUCGGUUAAAGAUACUGACGUUUUGCCAUAAUCCCAUACAGUCAAUGCAGUUACCAGAGAUAGAAGUGUUAUUGUAGGAGACAUUAGUUUGUCUAGAAAUCAAGUCCAUUUUUCCCAUGUUGUAGAAUUUGGUCCACAUUAAUGAGAAGUUUUCAAGGCUGUAAAUGUUAAUUAUGACACAAUCAUAUCAUGUAUUUUUGCACACGAAAAAGUAUUUUACUCAUUACCACAGUGAUCUUAACUGUGGUAGUCCAUAUAACGGUCCUCGAGUGAAGUAUGUUUUCAUGGAAUAGGAUUUAAUGGGCCAAAAUAAUAUGGUAUGUCUAAUUAAAACCGCUUGACACUAGAACUAUGUAAUCAUCCACAAGUUUCAAGGAUAUAAGCUGAUUAGUGUGUCUGGGCAGCUCUGUGGAGAACGAGCCAUUGAUUGUGCAUGUGGAAAACAAGGCCUCUGUUCAGUAAAACACUCAUGGCCCGUCCAAUUAGAGCAUGCCGGCCACAACGGCAGCAGCAGAAUCUCCAGCGGCCUUCCCUCAUUGAUCUGUUUUGGUCAGGCCCCAGGUGAUUGAAAAGCUGCAGCCAAGGUUGUCUGAAAUGUCUGCAACAGAUGAAUGGUAAAAAAAAACCCAAAACAAUAACAGCCUUUCUAAAGUUGAAACAUUUCCAUCUACUCUCAGAAGAGCGUCUCCUUUAUAUUAAAGCCACCUUUGAUGUAUUCUCUUUUCACAUCUUUGUUCACCUAUAGUUUGUUGGAUGGGAAUUUCUGCACUAAUGAAAAGUCUUCACUGGGUGUGACAGAAGUGGUUCAGUCUUAUGAAUUUACAUGUUAAAACUUUUAAAUAAAAUAAGUCUUUCAUCAUGUC